Molecule: messenger RNA, 614 nt
Organism: Heterobasidion irregulare TC 32-1
Lineage: Eukaryota; Fungi; Basidiomycota; Agaricomycetes; Russulales; Bondarzewiaceae
Exons: 3
Coding region: 1-216 (71 amino acids)
Source: RefSeq, a predicted model, not a curated record
AUGAGUCAUUCUGUUCCUUCUAUUAUAACAUACACCAAAUUAGCUCGUAACAGUGAUACAAACAUAGCGCUGUUCGAUGUCUGGGAUAUAAUCGCGUUCAGCAUCUAUUCCAUCAGAAGAAGCAUACAUACGGGUGUGGCCUUUCAAGCGUCAACUCAUCGUGAAUUGACCUGGAGGCUUCAAACAAAAGAUACUGAUGCAGAGAUCAAGUCGUGAUAGAUGUUCCGGAAAAUGGGCCGGGCAGAUGACAAGACCGAUGCCAGGAUAUUUCGGUGAAACAGUGCGUACAGAAUUGUCGUGGAGCGAGUGAGCAAGCAAGUUCUCGAAGAGAGGCCGAUGAGUGUCAGGCACCCUCUGCACGACUUACGGCAUCUCUUCCUUCGACAUGCGCUGAAAGCGUCAGUGUCCCACACAGCCACAGAGCUGCUCACUUAUAACGCCAUGAAAGGCCCUCCAAUAGUCGUUCGCUUCCCAGAGUUAUCACUUCCCCACUCUCACACCUGUACGUUCUCCAAUAAACCAUAUCAAGCCUGACCGUCAGCAGAUUUUAUCAUAUUGGGGUCUAUCUAUAGCCUAUCACAAUCAGAAUGGAAACACACAUCUUUCCGCUCGAG